Messenger RNA from Symphalangus syndactylus (siamang), 3370 nucleotides. RefSeq names its product zwilch kinetochore protein (gene ZWILCH). Gene Ontology annotation, cellular component: RZZ complex. The record is from RefSeq and is a predicted model, not a curated record. NCBI's taxonomy places the organism in Eukaryota, Metazoa, Chordata, Mammalia, Primates, Hylobatidae. Gene Ontology annotation, biological process: mitotic spindle assembly checkpoint signaling; protein localization to kinetochore.
CUUGCCCCGCCUAAGAACCAACACGGAUACACAACAUAUCUUUCUACCACACUACAAAAAUACAAACGAAAGUGUUAUUUUUUUAUUUGUGGGAAAUUACGGUAUCUAUUUUCUUCCAAAGCUAAUGAUAAUUCUUAGAAAAUAGGGACUCCUCUUCGCGGAAUAAUCCACAGGGGCGUGGCCAACUCGCGAGUCGGGGUAUCUUCUCCCCAACCACUACGCUUAUUUUAAUUAUUGCAGACGGAAAUUGAAGACUAUUGACAUAGUAAAUAGCUCUGGGUGGCUUGAAACGAAAGUUUAACUUUGAGAACAAACGGGACUUACGGGGGCGGGGGGUCAAAAUAGUUCCGGCGGGGCGGGGCCAUGACCCCUGACGUCGACGGCCGGGCGCGCUGUUCAUUUGGCGGUUCCGGUCCCGCUCUCACAUUGGGGCGCGAUGUGGGAGCGGCUGAACUACGCGGCAGAGGAGUUUUAUUCUCGUCUCCUUCAGGAAUUUAAUGAAGAAAAGAAAGGAAUCCGUAAAGACCCAUUUCUCUAUGAGGCUGAUGUCCAAGUGCAGUUGAUCAGCAAAGGCCAACCAAACCCUUUGAAAAAUAUUCUAAAUGAAAAUGACAUUGUAUUCAUAGUGGAAAAAGCGCCUUUAGAAAAGGAAGAAACAAGUCAUAUUGAAGAACUUCAAUCUGAAGAAACUGCCAUAUCUGAUUUCUCUACUGGCGAAAAUGUUGGACCACUUGCUUUAACAGUUGGGAAGGCAAGGCAGUUAAUUGGACUUUACACCAUGGCUCACAAUCCUAAUAUGACCCAUUUGAAGAUUAAUCUGCCAGUUACUGCCCUUCCUCCCCUCUGGGUAAGAUGUGACAGUUCAGAUCCUGAAGGUACUUGUUGGCUAGGAGCUGAGCUUAUCACAACAAACAACAGCAUUACAGGAAUUGUCUUAUAUGUGGUCAGUUGUAAAGCUGAUAAAAAUUAUUCUGUAAAUCUUGAAAACCUAAAAAAUUUACACAAGAAAAGACAUCACUUGUCUACUGUAACAUCCAGAGGCUUUGCCCAGUACGAGCUCUUUAAGUCCUCUGCCUUGGAUGAUACAGUCACAGCAUCACAAACUGCGAUCACUUUGGAUAUUUCCUGGAGUCCUGUGGAUGAGAUUCUUCAAAUCCCUCCACUCUCUUCAACUGCAACUCUGAAUAUUAAAGUGGAAUCGGGAGACCCCAGAGGUCCUUUGAAUCAUCUCUACAGAGAACUGAAAUUUCUUCUUGUUUUGGCUGAUGGUUUGAGGACUGGUGUCACUGAAUGGCUUGAGCCUCUGGAAGCAAAAUCUGCUGUUGAACUUGUGCAGGAAUUUCUGAAUGACUUAAAUAAGCUGGAUGGAUUUGGUGAUUCUACAAAAAAAGACACUGAGGUUGAGACAGUGAAGCAUGACACUGCUGCAGUCGAUCGUUCUGUCAAGCGUCUUUUCAAAGUUCGGAGUGAUCUUGAUUUUGCUGAGCAACUGUGGUGCAAAAUGAGCAGUAGUGUGAUUUCAUACCAAGACUUGGUGAAGUGUUUCACAUUGAUCAUCCAGAGUCUACAACGUGGUGAUAUACAGCCAUGGCUCCAUAGUGGAAGUAACAGUUUACUAAGUAAGCUCAUUCAUCAGUCUUAUCAUGGAACCAUGGACACAGUUUCUCUCAGUGGGACUAUUCCAGUUCAAAUGCUUUUGGAAAUUGGUUUGGACAAACUAAAGAAAGAUUAUAUCAGUUUUUUCAUAGGUCAGGAACUUGCAUCUUUGAAUCAUUUGGAAUACUUCAUUGCUCCAUCAGUAGAUAUACAAGAACAGGUUUAUCGUGUCCAAAAACUCCACCAUAUUCUAGAAAUAUUAGUCAGUUGCAUGCCUUUCAUUAAAUCUCAACAUGAACUCUUCUUUUCUUUAACACAGAUCUGCAUAAAAUAUUACAAACAAAAUCCUCUUGAUGAGCAACACGUUUUUCAGCUGCCAGUCAGACCAACUGCUGUAAAGAACUUAUAUCAAAGUGAGAAGCCACAGAAAUGGAGAGUGGAAAUACAUAGUGGUCAAAAGAAGAUUAAGACAGUUUGGCAACUGAGUGACAGCUCACCCGUAGACCAUCUGAAUUUUCACAAGCCUGAUUUUUCGGAAUUAACACUAAACGGUAGCCUGGAAGAAAGGAUAUCCUUUACUAACAUGGUUACCUGCAGCCAGGUGCAUUUCAAGUGAAGUGUGCUGAUGAAGUCCUCUAUAAGCACAAGCCAAAAAGAGAAAGAGAAAAAAAGGUAAUUAUUGUAGAACCUGAAAACAGAAAUAUAUGGAAACCCUCAAAGCAGAAAAGGGAGGAAGAUCCUGAAGAUUCUCUUAUGAAGCUCCAAAAUUGAUGAUCCUGUCUCAGCUCUGCCUCCUCAGGAGGAGCAUUAGUAGAACAGCAGCAAUGAGGAUGCAGAGGGAGCAGACAGUGGGUACCACGAUCUCUGUAACCAUUUGCAUGUGACUUAGCAAGGGCUCUGAAAUGACAAAGAGAACGAGCACCACAAAUGAGAACAGGAUCAUUUUAGUAAAUACAGCUUUAUCCCAAAAGCUUUAACUGUAUUGGAAAAACUUAAAAAAUAGCAUCCUCAAAUUUUCUGACUCUUAUUUGCCGUGAAAUAGAACUUAGUAAAUUAAAUGUUAUUUGAAAAUUUUAUAAGAGCUUUGUAAAUAUUUCAGAAAAUAUGGGAUAAAUGCCUGAAUUUGGUUCUUCUACAGGUGAUAUAAUAAAGUCUGUCUCUCAAUACUUAUACUUUCUAAAUUCAUCUCAAAAUAUUAGCAGCCAUAUUCCACAGUUCCUAUAAUUUUUAUUGGGGGGAAUUUGUGAUAGAAAGUCCUUGGGAAACAUUUCCAGUCUUUCAAAAUGUUAUUGUGUAUCUUAAGAAGUAUAGGAACUUGUAUGUUGAAAUUUUGUAUGGCAAUUCUUGUAUAGUUAAAUAAUAAUCUUUAAGAAUUAAUGAUUAGCAUAUGUUAUGUGCAUUAUUAAUAAAAUAGUGGCCAUUUAUGUAAUACCCACUUUUAGUUUGUGUGCUGGGUACUCUGGUUACUGAGAUAAAUAAGGCGCUGGACAUCCUCACAUGGAGUUCACAGGCUCAUCAGUGAAUUCUGUACCACAUUUCAACCUUGUUUAUUUUAGUUUAAUGGAAUAUACAUUCUUAAUAUUGCCUGAUUAUUUAAAUUUAUUGAGGGUGGGUGCAUGUUGCUUUAUUGGCCUGUAAAAAUAGCUAGUUUGGUAAGACUUGGUCUUACACCUUCCACCUCUGCUACCACAUUAAAGAUGAGUCUGUUAAAAAAGGAAGCGUAUUUCUCUGAUUGCCCUUAUGGAGAAAUAAAGAUAAAAUUCAAAGAAACAAA